ACAACAACAACGAUGUCUAAUGCAAUUACAGCUCAUCGCCAACACCGACGACAACACCAAUUGAUAUCUCGCGGACCAGUUUUGUCCAUAAAAAGUGCGCUCAGAGAAGAUGCCGGAGAAUAUGACUGCGAGGCCACCAAUACUGAGGGCUCCACUAAAACCACAAUUCUGGAGAAUCGGUUCAACUCUCAUGUCUUUGUGUCGCAAAUCCAAUGA
This is a messenger RNA of Oppiella nova, 216 nucleotides long. The record is from the annotation of a GenBank genome assembly. NCBI's taxonomy places the organism in Eukaryota, Metazoa, Arthropoda, Arachnida, Sarcoptiformes, Oppiidae.